This is a messenger RNA of Arabidopsis lyrata subsp. lyrata, 886 nucleotides long. RefSeq lists its product as uncharacterized. The transcript has a single exon. The coding region runs from base 278 to 775 and encodes 165 amino acids. The record is from RefSeq and is a predicted model, not a curated record. Lineage: Eukaryota; Viridiplantae; Streptophyta; Magnoliopsida; Brassicales; Brassicaceae.
UCCUUUUCUUAUUGGGCCAACCUGAUUGGUUGGCAAAUGUUGGUCAGACAUCGACGGUAGGUAAACAAUCAGAGCUUCCAACGGACGGUGGAGAUCAAAUAAUAUCUCACGGGAAUUUGGAAUCUAAACCGCGUGGGAAACGACACCGUCUGCCCGCAAGUUAGGCGUCUUUCCAAUUAAAAUCGAACCAAUAUUAAACCGGAUUCUGCAUAGAUCAUCAUAAUAAGUCAAAUCCGGUUUUUAAAAAUCGAUUUGCGAUCAACAGAUUAGAAGAGAGAUGAGGAAAGGAGGCAAGGAAGAAGACGAAGUUGAACAAUUGCUUCAAGCGGCUCAAGAUGAGAUGAUACUCAAGCUCUCUGUAGAUUCUCACACUUCUCGAUCCUCUUCCGAUUACUUAGAUCCAGAUCUCCACUCUAGAUUUCUCGCUCUCAAAUCUCAAAAGAAGAAGGAUCAGCAGCAACAACAACAUAAACGACGGCCGAGAUCUCCGAAGAAAUCGAAGGAUGUGGUUGAAGAAACGCCAGACGAUCUCAUGCUCCGAUUCGCGGCUCUGAGGACUUCUCUCCCUUCUGCGUCUUCUUCGUCCUCUGUACUUCUUCAGGAUGGAAUCGGAGAAGAUGGUGAUGAAACCGGAGAAGAUGCUGAAGUGGAGAAGCUGAUUCAAUGGGCUAUAGACGCCGCCCGUCUUGAUCCUUCUCCGCCUUCAGACGAUGAUCAAAGCCAGAGUUCCGAUAGCGAUGAUGAGAAUAAUUCAACGAAAGAUGUUAAACCUUAAUUUUAGUUGAGCUUUUUAAAGAUUGUCACAUAAUGAGUUAAAGUCUGGGAAAUUGUUGAUUUUUGCAUUGAAACUGUUACGAUGAAGUUGAUUACAUCAUUACAAUCCAAA